Molecule: messenger RNA, 1113 nt
Organism: Ogataea haglerorum
Lineage: Eukaryota; Fungi; Ascomycota; Pichiomycetes; Pichiales; Pichiaceae
Exons: 2
Coding region: 1-1113 (370 amino acids)
Biological process (GO): actin filament bundle assembly; actin cytoskeleton organization
Cellular component (GO): cortical actin cytoskeleton; actin filament bundle; actomyosin contractile ring
Molecular function (GO): actin lateral binding
Source: RefSeq, a predicted model, not a curated record
AUGUCGGACACCCUCAUCAUCAAGUCCAUCUCGUCCCACGACGUGUCACUCAAGGAAUGGAUACAGGUGCAGGAGAAGACGUUUCUGCGCUGGAUCAAUUCCAAGCUCCAGAGCCACAACCACGCUCCUCUACUUUCUCUCUCCGAUCUUGGUUCCGGCGUCGAUCUGUACCAUCUGCUCAAAUGUCUUGAUCCCGACUUCGACCUCCUUCCCAUCUACCAGCGGCCAAACCUCAAGUUCCAGAAGAUGGAGAACGUCAGUCGCAUACUGGACUAUCUCAAGCACCGUCAGGGCCUCCAGAUACACAAUAUCGGCGCCGAGGACAUCGUGGACGGCAACUCCAAGCUCACGCUCGGGCUGAUCUGGCUGCUUCUGCUCAACUACACCGUUUUUGACAGCUCUGACGAGGCCGACGCGUUCAGCAAAAAGGAGCUUCUGCUGCGAUGGUGCAAAAAAGUGACGAGCUCACCUGCUGGACUACCAGCACGCCGCGAAAAUGACAAACCUGGACAGACUGGAGCUGGCCAUGGCGGUGGCAGAGUCCGUGGGGAUCUCGCGGCUGCUGGACCCGGAAAACGUCGACUGCGCGAAACCGGACGAGAAGAGCAUCGUCGCGUACGUGAGUCUGUUCUACGACCGCUUCAGCAAGGAGCCCGUGAGAGACGCUGUCGGCACCAAGACGCGACUCGAGACGUUUCUCGGCGUGGUGACCGAGAUCACAGGGCUCAAAACCGAGUAUCUAGAGAGCCUGGCGCGGCUGAUCGAGAGCAUGCGGGAGAUGCUGGACGCGAUGCAGCGGCUGGGCGACGACGUGGCGGCGAAGCAGGCGUUUCUGAAGACGUUCAGGGCUGGCAAGAAGCUGCGCUUCCUGGAGCAGUACUCGAAGCUGGAGUCGAUGCGCAGCAAGAUCAACUUGAUGCUGGUGGAGUUCCACUCGAGCCGGCUGUCGGAGCCGCAGGGCCGCGCGUUGCAGGACGCGCUGGAGCUGCUCAAGAAGGUUGUUGCGCAGGAGCAGGCGCUGAGCAGCGACGUGGCUGCGCAGCUGGCGCAGCUGAAAGAGGCCUCUUUCCGCAAGCUGCGCCACCUCAGCCACGACGUGAGCGCGGGGCUUGA